AAAAGAAAAAGUAGCAACCAUUGGUCCCAAUCAUUUUUCCUUUCACCAUAGCAUUCUUCAUCACCAGCAACUCACCAAAGGCGAAGAAGAUCAGUAGAGAAGCUUCAUCAUCAACUUCCAUGUUCUGGACUGAUCAACUUGUGAGCCCCGAAUCAUUCGAAGCAAACUUGUUUUGUCUGCUACAGUAUUUGCGUGCUAUAUUAUCCAUUCCGAGGUCAUAAAAAAAGUAAGCCUGCAACUAAAUUAAGAAGCCAACGUUGUUUGAUCUGACCUAAAAGCUGCGAUUUGGAGAUAUGGCUGUUGCUUGACAAAAGCAUUAAUUCUUCAUUACCACCAAUUCACCAAAGGAGUUGAAGAGGUAGAGAAGCUUCAUCAAGCUGUGGACUGACUUGUGAGCCCCAAAUCAUUUGAAGCACUCGUACUUGUGUGUUCUAUCCAUUCUGAGGUCACAAGGUUAAGCCUCCAACUCCAUUAAGAAGCCUACAUUAUUUGUGGGGCUGUUCUUUCUUUCUUGUUUGAGGCUACAAGCUUUUUUCUUUCCUGACCUGUGCCUAGGAGAUAUGGCUGUUGCUUUAGCUGUGGGAAGUUCUGUCCUGUCGGCUUUCCUUCAAGUUGUAUUUGAUAGGAUGGCUACAAAAGAGUUCGUGAGUCUGUUUCAAAAAAGAAAGAAUGAAGAAGAACUCCUCCAGAAACUCAAGCUGAACUUACUAGUACUUGGAGCUGUGCUUGAUGAUGCAGAGAACAAGCAAACUAGGAACCAAUCUGUCAAAGGAUGGCUAGAUGAGCUUCAUGAUACCAUUUACCAGGCAGAUGAAUUACUUGAUGAGAUCAACACUGAGGCACUACGACUAGAGGUUGAAGCCGAACACCAAAGCUCAGCUAGUCAGGUAAGUGUUUCCACUUACAGCAAAUCUUCCAGUAAUGAUUUCCUUAAGAAGAUGAUGCCAGAGAUAGAAAAAAUGGUUUUCAAACUAGAUUGGUUCGUACAACAAAUUAAUCCCCUGGGUCUGCAAGUUGUUGAACAAAAAAUUCAAUCAUGUCGACGACUGCCUUCCACUUCUUUGGUUGAUGAGACCACUGUGUAUGGUCGAGAAGUUGAUAAAGAGAAGAUAAUUGAAGUGCUACUAUCUGAGAGUGUAAAUAGAGUCAAUGUCACUGUGAUUCCAUUGGUUGGCCUUGGGGGAAUUGGUAAGACCACUCUUGCUCAAUUGGUUUAUAAUGAUAAGUGGGUGCAAGACCAUUUUUCUAUAAAAGCAUGGGUUUGCGUAUCAGAAGAUUACGAUGCUACCAGGAUAACAAAAGAACUUCUUGGGGAGCUCGGUAUUCCAUUUUCUGAUAUGAGCGAGAAUUUGAAUUCCCUUCAAAUGAAGUUACAAUUGGGGCUAACUCAGAAAAAGUUUCUUCUCGUUUUAGAUGAUUUUUGGAAUCGGGACUACAGUGACUGGGAUAAAUUGAAGGUGCUUUUCAAAGGUGGAUUGCAAGGGAGUAAAAUCAUUGUAACUACACGUGAUGAGAAAAUUGCACUAAUGAUGUGUAAAAAAGAGUCAAUUUAUCAUCUGGAUUUGAUGAAAGAGGGAGAUUCUUGGUCAUUGUUUAAAAAGCACGCAUUUGAAAAUAUAGAUGGAAAUCAAAGCUCAGAACUCGAACAGAUAGGUAAGAAAAUUGUGAAGAAGUGUGGAGGAUUACCUUUGGCCGUGAAAACAGUUGCAGGUCUCUUGCGUUCGGAAACAACUGCUGAAGAGUGGAAAGAUAUUUUAGUAAGUGAAGUGUGGAGUCAAACAGACAAUCACGAUGGCAUCUUGCCAGCAUUGAGAUUAAGCUAUAAUCAUCUUCCUUCACAUCUAAAAAGGUGCUUUGCCUUUUGUGCCAUAUUUCAUAAGGAUUACCAGUUUGAGAAAGAGGAAAUAAUUCAAUUAUGGCAAGCUCAUGAUCUUUUGGAGCACCCUAGAGGUAAUAGAGGAAUUGAAGAAAUAGGUGAAGAGUACUUACGUGAGAUGAGAUUGAGGUCAUUGUUUGAGCAGUCAACUGCCAACUUUUUCAUAAUGCAUGACCUUGUCAACGAUUUGGCUAGAUUUGUUUCUGGAAAAUAUUGUCUCAGGCUGGAGGAUCAUCACCUAGGGCAUGGUACAACAGGUAGAAUAAGUAACUUUUCUUACCAUCCUAGUUCUUAUGACACCUAUCAUAAAUUUGAACUGUUGAGGGAGACUAAGAACUUGAGAACAUUUUUAUCAUUAAGUAUUAGUAAAAAUUCAAACCAGAAAUAUGAAGUAAGCCCCAAAUUUUUACAUGGAAUGUUGCCCAAAUUCAAGUCCUUAAGGGUUCUGUCUUUGUUGGGCUAUCAUAUCAUUAAGUUGCCCGACUCAAUUAGUCAUUUGAAACACCUACGUUUUUUGAAUCUCUCUUCCACAAACGUGAAUACCCUACCAGAAUGGAUAUGCACCUUCUAUAACCUACAAACCUUGCUGUUGACAAAUUGUAAGAAACUUCAAGAGUUGCCAGUAAAUUUGGCAAAGUUAAUUAAUUUGUCUUACCUCGAUAUAAGUGGAACUCCAUUGAAGACAAUGCCACUACACAUGGGUAGACUCAGAAACCUUCAAGUCUUGACUAAGUUUAUAGUAGGCAAGAGUAGUGGUUCAAUGAUCGAGGAGUUGGGCAAAUUUCGUAAGCUUCGUGGUGGGCUCUUCAUUUCAAAUCUAGAAAAUGUUUCUUGUGGUAGGGAUGCAUCAAUGGUGAACCUAAAGGGUAAGAAACACCUUGACAAGUUAGCUUUGAAAUGGAAUGGUGAUACCAAUGAUUCGCAAGUUGCGAAAGACGUGCUUGAUAAUUUAGAACCUCAUUCAAGCAUAAAACUUCUCAAGAUCGAAGGAUAUUGUGGGACAACAUUUCCAAAUUGGAUAGGCAGCCCUUCACUAACCAAUUUGAAAUCCUUGAGUCUAUCUAGUUGUGAAUAUUGCUUAUUCUUGCCUGCACUUGGGCAGCUAAGAUCUUUGCAAUCACUUGAAAUUGUUGGAAUGAGUUGCAUAUCAGCUUUAACAGAGGAUUUUUAUGGAGACACUAGGGCAACUAUGGCGUUCACAUCUUUGAAAAAGUUGGGAAUUGAGAAGAUGCCAGAGUUGGAGAAAUGGCACAUACCAAAAUAUGAAGUCUUCAAUAACCUUGAAGAACUCUAUAUAAUUGAUUGCCCCAAACUAAUUGGAGAACUCCCCCAACAAUGUUCAUCACUACGAAUUCUUGAGAUAUCCAGGUGCGACAGUCUUGUUCUUCCCAAUGGUCAAUUAAGUAUCUUCAAUGGAAACAACAUUCAACAAUUCACAUCUCUUUGUGAUCUGAAGAUUUCAAAUCUAAAGAGUUUGAAAGGGUUGUGCCUAGAGCUCAACCAGUUAGUCAAGCUUCAGAGAUUGAGCAUAGUUGACUGUGGGUCUCUCUUACCCUUUCUCCCGAGUUACCUACCUUCCUCACUUAAAGUACUUAAUUAUGAAGGUUGUUGCAACUUGGAAGUCGAGAGUGAAAACUGGCAACUGGAGGAUUUGACAUUAGUUAAUUAUGAUUCUCACAAAGUUGUGUGCCUUGGCCGGUUUCCUAUGCUAAAAAGCCUUGAAAUUUUGAACUGCAAAAGUACUGGGAUUGGGAGCCAAAAUAGUGGUGCUGCUACUAGUGUGAUGACGUCACUGCAAACCUUAUCCAUCUCCGGCUUGGUUGAUCUAAUUUCUUUCCCUGAGGGCAGGUUGCCAGCAGCUCCCAAGCUAACGCAGCUUCAUCUCUGGAAUUGCAAGAAGCUCAAGUUCUUGCCGCAACAGAUGGAUUCCCUCUUCCCAUCUCUUCGGCAUCUGUUUAUAAGCUGUUGUCCAAAUAUCGAAUGCUUACCGGAAGGAGGUUUGCCCUCUAGCCUACAAUGCCUUGACAUCUCCACUUGCAAAAAGCUCAUAAGUCGCCGGAGAGAGUGGGGUGUAGCGAAACUGCCCUCCCUCACGCAAUUCAGAAUUGGUGGUAUCGAUGAUGAAGUAGAGUCAUUUCCAGAGGAGGAUUGGCUACUGCCUUGCACACUUCAAUCUCUCCAAUUAUGGGCCCAUAAGAAUCUGAAAAAGCUAAGCUAUUCUGGUCUUCGACACCUUUGCUCCCUUCAGACACUAUAUAUCAGAAACUGUACUCGGCUCCAAUCCCUACCGGAAGAGGGACUGCCUGCCUCACUCACCACACUAGAAAUCGAGAAAUGCCCACUAUUGAAACCAAGGUUAAGAUGGAAGAAAGGACAAGACUGGCCCAAGGUUGCCCGCAUCCCAUGCAUAAUAGUCGAUUUGGAGCUAGUUCCUUGAUGAUGACCCUGGGUACUGGUAAGGGCUUGCCUCCCAAUGUUACAAGACCCUUAUCAUCAUCAUCAUCUUUUUACGUAAUUAAAGGAAUAGCCAGUUGUGAAUAGCUAGUGUGUUUUGAAGGUGGAGGUUAUCGCUGCUGCAACAAUCUCGGCCAAGGUAGAUUCUGAUCAAGUAAUGCGACCAACUCAGGCAGACCAAGGCUUUCCUCAAUUGGUAAAUGCUGAUGGAGAAAAAAAAAACUUCUUACUCUGUAAGGUACUUGACAGGUAAGUGAACCUCUAGAGAUUUGCAACAUGUAACACAACUUCUCAGCACUGUCCUCUUCCAUUCCAGCAAGAAUAGUUGACAAUUUUGCAAAUUUAGCUUACGAUCAGAAAGUAAGCCACUCAUUGAUCGUCUUCUUCAUUACCUCGAAAGGAUUUAGUUGUUGCAGUGGAGAUAGGAACAAGAUCAUCAGAAAAAGUAGUACAAUUGACUGCAUUUGAUCACUGGUCUAGAUUGUAUAGUUAUGAAUUUGCUACAUAAUCCAUCUUUAGUGCAGUGCUCCAUUCCUAUUGAUAUUUUUGAAUUUACCCCAUGCAACAAGAUAUUCUAGAUUACAUAUUGCUGGGAGCUUGAUUGCUGCCUGGACAGAUCCAAUCCCUCCUCACACCUGAAUGUUCUGAAAUGUGGCAGCGUUCUGUAACUGAGCUUUUAUGCUGGGGUUGCCUCCAGAGUGCAACGAUACUCUGUUUUGAUAGUGGAUACUGUAGAUUCUCUCCUUGCCUAGGGAAUGCAAAAUUAGUGGUACAAAUGAAGAAGGGUCACUACAACAAUAUCGGCUGUUGUUUUGCAAAAUCACUAUACAAUGGGAGCAAGGGAGGAAAAUGAAUGACCCAAGGCUGCUGAUGUAAACUGCUGAUGGUUGAAUCUUGUUUAUCAGUUGCUUGAGCCUGACCUCAGGGACGUAAGGGUGUCUUUUACCAUCAGAUUCAUAUUCUUGGAACCCUCCACUGCCUCAAGUCACAGAGCCAUCAUAUACCGUGCAUACGAUCCCAGCUUCUAGCUGAAAAUCUUCUCAGCUUCUUGUAUCUCUUUCAGGAUUUUUCUCCUUCUUUAUGGCUAACCUUGCAAAAUAUCUGAUCUGCCUACUGCAUCAAUUUCAUUGAAAGAGAAGAGGGCAAGCCACAUUAUACUUCCUUUCCUGUCUUGCAUGCAAAUUGACGAAUUUUUGAGUUUCUGAGAUGACAUUCUUCUUCCUUUUCGCUUCAUUCAUCCGUAGUCACAUUUUAGAUGGGACCACAGAAAAGUUUUCCUCAAUCUAUGCAAUGAACAAUAGGGGGUGCAUUGUAUAAUUUCCUCUUCAUUUCUUAUUUUAUUUCAAUUUCAAUUUUGUAUACUCCUAGCAUGUGGCGGAUUCAAUCACAUCUCUAAAGUGAAUUUGGGAAGUGUUAACAUGAUUGCACCUACAUUUGUCACGGAAAAGCUUCAAAUCAUCACUAUCACAUUCACUAAUAAAAGGAAACUAGUGUUAAAGGGCUACCAAUAAACAGACAGUGGAAAUGCAAAACAAAAAUUAAGACUCAUGCGAUAUUUAAAAGUGAAAAUGUUGCUUGAUUCUCAUGCUUUGAAUUUCACGAUUGCCCUUUGUGCAACUAAUGGGAUGGCUCUGAGGAAGUGAUCCGGAGCUGUAAACUCAUGUUUUGAUAGGUUUCUGAUUUUGGCAACGAUGUGGAGUUGGAAUUUUUCUUGAGGAAUGUGUGGAUAUUGAUUAGGAACAACUUUUAUUUUGAAUAAAUUUGUUUGGUUAAAAGCUAAAGCAGCCGGUGGACAUCUAAUAUAUGUAUCAGUACCUCCUCUGUAUUUGAUUGGGAGCAAAAAGAAAGGAUCCCUGCACUCAAAUAGGGAGUAAAUUACUGCCUUCAAAAUGCCAUUUUUUACGGAGUAGUGAUAUCAUUUUUACUUGAUUCUUUACUGUCACGCUUUCUUAAUUCUUUAGAACUAGCAAAAAAAUAUGUUCAUCAACACUGGAGCUUGUUCUUCCUUGCAUACUCAGCCAAGUGGAACUAUGUUAACUCGAUUUCUGAAAUUGCAGAUACACUUUAUCCAGUUCAUACUUUGCCCCAUGCAGUCUGCUCGGCCUCUUGGAUUUGUGUAGUUCCCGGCUGAACAUUAAUGCAAUCUGCUUCUUAAAGAGCAACAGGAAUUGUACCUUCUUUCGGUGGCUUCAAGGACGCAAGUUCAGAAGUACGUCUGGAGACUAGCUUUACUGCAUUUGUUUGACUUAUAGUUUCAUAUUAAUCUUAUGGUGCGGAUGCUUGUCAAAUGACUGUUCUCUUUCUGAAGCAUGAUGUCUUGACACGUCAAAACAAAUUACUUCGUGAAUUUCUUUACGAUGCAUGUCUGUCCUGAUUAAGAAUAUUUG
Coffea arabica (coffee) is the source of this 6717-nucleotide messenger RNA. RefSeq names its product putative disease resistance RPP13-like protein 1. The record is from RefSeq and is a predicted model, not a curated record. Lineage: Eukaryota; Viridiplantae; Streptophyta; Magnoliopsida; Gentianales; Rubiaceae. Gene Ontology annotation, molecular function: ADP binding.